ACAAGAGGACUGUCUAUGUGGAGGAACUCUGUCUUCUGGAUCCCCCCUCCAUUGUCUCUCUACAGCCAGAAGACACUGUGGGGAAAAUGCUUGUUUCUCUUGGCAGAAAUUUAAAACACCUAUGGAUGAAAAGCAAAUAUAGAAUUCAUUAUUCUUCUAAGACACUUGGGGAAAAAACAGUAGAGGUAAAAGACGACAGCUUUCUGCUCUCACUGGAACCAGGUGAGGAGGUUGAGGUUCAGGCUUCUGUGAAAUGUGCAAACAGACCAGAUGAACAUCCUGGAUACUGGAGUGCCUGGUCGAAACCUGUGCGAGCAAUAGUUCCCCAAAGUGCAGACAGGAAGCUCCUCUGGCGUCUCUGUGGUUCCAUGCUGAUCAUCAUUAUCUUCUUCAUCCCAACCGUUUUACUUUGUCGCAGGAAGCUCAAGCUGCUCUUUUGGCCUCCAGGGCCCAACCUUGAAAAAGUUCUUCAGGGCUUCCUGACAGACAUCAACCAGCAGAAAUGGAAUCCUCCAGUCACAUCGAAGCUGUGUUUUGAAGAAACAACCUCCUCUGUAGUGGAGAUCAUGUCUGAUGAGCUUCCAGUCCUUGACAAUCCUUCUGAAGAACUCAACUUCCUCUCCUCUGAUGGAAGCUUUUCCUUUGAGAAACAGGCAGAUGGGAGUUCUGGGAGCGAAACCCUCAGAGACUAUGUCACUCUGAACAAAGAUCUGUCCGUUCUCUGCCUUAAGCAAAACUGUUAUGUCUAUGAGCAAUUUAAAGAUGGAAAAGAUCCUGAGAAAGGAGAUAACCUUUCUACAACAUGCCACUGUCUUAAGCCUUGUUCGUGCAGCAACUAUUUUAACCAUUCUUACCUACCUUUGUCUCAGUCUACAGAUGGCUUGAAUAAAAACAUCAAUGUUGGACAUGAUAAAAGUAACCCUUAUACUAACCUUUUCCUCGACUAAACAUGCAACACAAGUGUGCCUCCAACUUAAGUUCUCUGUACAAAAGUGAUCAAUUCACAUAGAUUACUGGAUAUAGUUUCAGUAAAAUCUACAUUUGAAAAAGAAUUAAAAACUAGAAAGGUGAUAAUAAAAAUGAAAAGGAAUAUUGCUAUAUUACUACGGAUAUAUAGAAAAAAGCUUGAAAUGUUUAUUAUAACCGUUGUAACAAUAAGUGCUGUUAUAAAUGCUCUUUUUUAUGCAGUUAUUUUUGGAGUAUAUUGGAUUAUGCUGAACAUAUAACAGUUCUUAUAUUUUUCAUGUAACAUUAAGUUUAAGUAUUAGCAACUAACUUUACAUUCAGUUGUAUGGGACAGUAUAAUUGUAUUUUUUUUUUACUAUUUGUAGUUCUGUUUAGUAAUCCAUUACUUACUUGCUUCAGAGCUUGAAUACUUACAAUAUAAACAUGUAAAUGUUUAAGAAUAAUAAAUUUUAAAUUUCUUUUUAAAAAUUAAAGGCUGUCAGGGUACUUAGAGAGAAAAAUCUUGCAAAUUCUUUGAUAAGUAUAGAAAAAUAAAACAGAAGUAAUAUAAUAAUAAUAAUCUAGGUGUUUUUAUGUUGUUUGUUGUUGUUUUAUUAUUGUAUUUUAAUUGUAUCAGGCAGUUUUGGGGAAUGCAAAGUUAGACUUUGUGCUAUAACCUCAUACAGUGCAUCUCUUCUCUUGUGGUUAAUGUGUACUGUAUAUUUUCGCUGUUUUAAAUAAAGUAAAUCGUAAAUCUGGAAAAGUAUGAAACAUUGUGCACAUUGCGCAGGGACCUUGUACUUUGUUCUGUAGUUCUUGUUUAAUACCACAAGGUGGCAGCACACAUCAACAUGCCGAUGUGUGCAGCCACAAUGAGGGACGUCGAGGGACCACGGACUGAAUCUGGACCAAAAACAUAAACUCACAUUUUCUCAGGCCUUGUGAUCUUGUUAACUUUUUGCACACUCAUAUGAGAUAUGAGGAUUGAGAUGCCAUUAUUUGUUUUAAAAGAAGUUUCUACUCUAAGGUUAAUAAAUGACUCACAACACAGAUGAAAGCUAAUGUUGAUUUAUUCAUAAAAUAAAAGGAAAAGGCUCAAGUAUAGAGGAGUUCGACAGUUUGAAUUAAAACCAAAACACCUGAGAUGGAACAAUAACACCUUAACAACUAGGAGUGGAUGUAAACCCUACAUGUUUGACGUUUUAACAGCUUUAAAAUAUUUUUUUAUCUGAGCCCAAACUUAGAUAAUUUUGCAAUUUAGCUGAAUUAGUUCAGAAUUACAGUCUAAGUAUGGAGGAUCAUUAUACUGUAGCUAAGGCAUCAGAAGAAAACUAUCCAGUCCAACUACUGUUUGCUAUCACACCAGCAGCAGAUCAGCACCGUCUGCCAAGGCGUAUGAUGUCACAUUGAUAAAGUAGCCCCGCGUUGUCCAUGAGGCGUUAGGAGAAAGGUGGGAGACAGAAUGUGUUCAAAGUGAGACAGGCAACAGAAGAAGAAAAUUUAAAAGGGCCAGUGUUUACUCCCCAAGCUGCUUUUCCUCCCGACAUGAAUUCUUUCCAUGUUUCAUCACUGCCCACUUGCCCAUACGCUAAUGUCUAUGGGGGGAGGUUGAGUCACCUCUUGAUGUCAUUUCCUCAACUUUCACAGACAAUCACACCGAGAACCAGAGCUGCCUCAGAUGUGAUGGACAUGCAGGGUUAUUAUAGAACAUGUGUUUGUAUUUAUCGUGUUGUCAUGUUUACAGGCCUCAAACACGAAUUCACCAACAACGGAAAUGAAGCUACUUAAGCAGCAGCAACAUAAGGUUGGCUUCUGCUGGAAGCUCAUCACACGACUGUGGUUAACUGGUUCUGAAAACUGACUGCAAUCACAUUUGGUCCUGUUGAAUUUUGUGCUGCAGAGAGUGCUGACAGGAUGGCAUACAUCAGUUUCUGAAGGAAAAACUGCCAAACAAGAAUAACAAACAUCCAGUGUAAUCAAAAACACAGGCAGAACUAAUGAUGUUGGAGAAAGUGCAGCAACCUCAGAGUCGUUCAGUGGGAGAAAAGUCAUUGAUUUUCCACAAAGGCACUGGCAGAAGUAGGAAGGAAGGUUGUGUUGGUUUCAAUAAAAACAUACAGUGCCUUAAAAAGUAUUUUCUACAUUUUGUCAUGUCAAACCACAAAUGUUAAUGUAUGUACCUUGUAUUUUAUGUGAUAUUUUACCACAAAGCAAUGCAUGAAUAUCUAUCUCAGUCAGCUUUUAUUCCAGUAUUGCCCUGCCUUAAACUAUGGUCAUAUUUCCCAUCAUCUCUUACCAGCUCCUGCUGAUAAAAAGCAACUUAACAGUAUGACGAUGACAACACUUUGUUUCAAAGUGGAAAUGGUUUGUUCAACUAAGAAAAGAGGUUUUCAAAGGUUGGCAUAGGGUUGUAUAAUCUAACCCUGGAGUAAACGUCUCCGCAUUUUAUCCCACCACACAAUGAUUGUGUUUUUUGGUCUUCAUGAUUGUUUGUCUAAUAUCAGAUCUUUAAGGAACAACUGCAUUAAUAUUGAAAUGUAAUCCCACAAACGUGGCACUAUUAACUAAGUAGUUUACUUCUAAAGGCGGUUGGUUGCUGCAGUUGCUAUUUGGCGGUAUCAGACUUCUGUUGUUCUAUUACAUGAAGUGAAAUACAAUAUCUGUGGUUUUAACAUGAUUAAAAUGUAAAACAUAGUUGAAUGUGUGUGAUUUCUUAUGCAAGGCACUACAUUCAUGACCUAUGCAUGGUUGGUACAGUAUUUUUUAAUUAGUCUUUUCUUUUUUGCAACAAAUAUGCUGAAACUGUUGGUGGUUGUGUAGUAUUAGAUAGCAAACUGGAUUUUAACGAGCAAUUUGUUUAAGCAAGUUAUUAAAAGUAAGAGUGCUAAUGGAUUUUGAAGGGCAGAAAUUUAAACAUUAAAACAGGAAUGGAUU
This is a messenger RNA of Poecilia latipinna (sailfin molly), 3879 nucleotides long. RefSeq names its product MPL proto-oncogene, thrombopoietin receptor (gene mpl). Gene Ontology annotation, biological process: cytokine-mediated signaling pathway. NCBI's taxonomy places the organism in Eukaryota, Metazoa, Chordata, Actinopteri, Cyprinodontiformes, Poeciliidae. The transcript is spliced from 6 exons. The record is from RefSeq and is a predicted model, not a curated record. Bases 87 to 947 code for a protein of 286 amino acids. Gene Ontology annotation, molecular function: cytokine receptor activity. Gene Ontology annotation, cellular component: external side of plasma membrane.